AUGGCGAGGGGCGGCGACGCGCAGCUCAGUGCCGCCAAGAGGGCGUACCGGAGUGCGGAGGCCGAAGGGAAUCGGCAAGAGGAGGCCCGGUGGGCGAAUGUGAUAGGCGACAUUCUGAAGAACAGAGGAGAGUAUGUAGAAGCUUUGAAGUGGCUUCGAAUCGAUUACGAGGUUUCGGUGAAGUAUCUGCCGGAGAAACAGCUUCUUCCGACUUGUCAGUGCCUUGGGGAAGUGUAUUUACGGCUUGAGUACUUCAAGGAUGCCCUAAUUUAUCAGAAAAAGCAUUUAGAGCUUGCCAAGGAUGCGAACGAUCUCAUUGAGCAACAAAGAGCCAGUACCCAACUUGGUCGAACUUACCAUGAAAUGUUCCUAAGAUCCAACGAUGACCAUUAUUCCGUUCGGAAUGCCAAAAAGUAUUUCAAAUCUGCCAUGAAACUUGCUCAAACACUGAAGCAGAAUCCACCAUCUAACAAUUCUUACUUCGUAAAGGAAUGCAUUGAUGCCCAUAAUAACAUUGGAAUGCUUGAAAUCGAUCUUGAUAAUUUGGAAGAAGCCCAGAAAAUUCUUAGCAAAGGAUUAAAGAUAUGUGAUGAAGAAGAGGUGAUUGAGGAUGAUGAUGGGCGUAGUAGGCUCCAUCACAACCUUGGAAACGUUUACAUGGAGCUCAGAAAGUGGGAUAAAGCUCGAGAGCACAUCGAGAAGGACAUAAUAAUUUGCAAGAGAAUUGGGCAUUGCCAAGGAGAGGCAAAGGGCUACAUCAAUCUUGGUGAAUUGCAUUACAGAGUUCAAAAGUAUGACGAGGCUAUUCUUUGCUAUCAAAAGGCAAUUGAUCUUGCUAAAUCCAUGGAAGAUGAGGACGCAUUGGUCAGUCAAAUUGAUCAGAAUAUUGGAACUGUAAAAGAAGCCAUUAAGGUAAUGGAUGAAUUGAAGAAAGAAGAGCAGAAUUUCAAGAAGCUGACAAGAAAUAUGGAAAUGGCUAGACGUACAGCAGCUGAAAGGAAGUGUCUUCUGCAGCAGAAUGCAUCUCUUGAUCGUCUAAUUGAAAAAUCAAGCCUAAUCUUCGCAUGGCUGAAACAUCGAGAAUUUGCCAAAAGGAAGAAAAGAAUAGCAAGUGAACUCUGUGACAAAGAAAAGCUGAGUGAUUCAUUUCUAGUCAUCGGAGAAUCAUACCAGAAGCUCAGAAACUUCAACAAAGCCCUUAAAUGGUACACAAAAAGUUGGGAGACAUACAAGUCAAUUGGCAACUUGGAGGGGCAAGCAUUAGGAAAGAUCAAUAUUGGAGAUGUUUUGGACUCUGAUGGUAAUUGGGCAGGUGCUUUGGAUGCAUUUGAGGAGGGUUACAGGAUUGCCCUUCAAGCAAACCUUCCUUCUGUCCAGCUUUCUGCACUGGAGAAUAUGCAUUACAGCCAUAUGAUAAGGUUUGACAAUGUUGAAGAAGCCAGGAGGUUGCAAUCGCUGAUAGACAAAUUGAAGCUGGCAAAAACAAGAGAGCCCGAUGUACAAGGUAUGGUGGCUGACUGCUGCUCUGAAACGGAAACAGAGGGAGACAAUCAAUUGUCAAAUGGUAGGUCUGAUGUGAGCUGUUCACCAGUAGUAAGUAAACCCCUUUCCAUCAGACCAAAAUCUUACGUCAGGGAAGAAGAGUCAAAGGAUGAUGUACCCUUGGUUUCACUUCUCCGUGGUAAAAACUCAGUGUUACCAAAAACUGCCGGCGUAGCAAAACCUAUUAUUUCUACCACGGGAACCGAAGCUUCGUCAAGAAGCAUGUCUAGAUCUACUGGUAGUCAGACAGCUGUCGGUAGAAAACGUGUCCGCUUAAUCCUUUCUGAUGACGAAGGUGAAACACACGUUGAGGUACCGUGCUCUAGAGUAAGAGUUCGUGCACGUCCAUCUGAAGAUGUUGCCACCUCCGGUGAAUUUCUGAGCAGAAAUGAUCCAAGUAGUCCUGCUCUUGAAUUCCAGGAUGUUUCACCAGUUGCCUCAAAAUGUGCUAUCAGUGGUUGUACGCCCAAUAAGGAUGAAAGCAUCUGCUCCUACAAAAAUAGGAGUUCUUCUAACCCUAGAUGUUCAUGAUACUGGUGCAAAUGGCUCCAAAUCUGAUGCUGACGUCUCUGGAAACCUGUUACAUAAAAAAAAUACUUCCAACUUCAGUUUGCAUGCUUGUCAUGUUGAACACUGUCAACAUAUAAUCUUCAGAAUUGAUGAAGACUUUGUACAUGUUGAAAUGCACUCAUGUAUGGUUGGUGAUAAGCUCAGCAUAGAGCAUAUGAAGGUUGAAGUGGCCUGCUUAUACUACUUACAACUCCCUGCUGAGAAAAGAUCGAGGGGUAGGCUCUAAUGUCAUGUUUUUGGGUUUCUCAAUUUCUUUGUUUCUUGACAGUGACUGAU
Messenger RNA from Ilex paraguariensis (yerba mate), 2388 nucleotides. The record is from the annotation of a GenBank genome assembly. NCBI's taxonomy places the organism in Eukaryota, Viridiplantae, Streptophyta, Magnoliopsida, Aquifoliales, Aquifoliaceae.